GCUUAAAAAGAAUAUGAUAGCCCAGAUGAGUUGGCAAGGGCCACAUCUCUUUCUUUAUUAUGAUUUUUUUUUUCUUUUUUCUUUUUUUUCAUAAUCCGAUUUUUUGGCAUUUAAUGUUUAAAUAACGGCCCACAUCAUAAUAAUCAAUAUAUAUUUUAUUGUUUUGGAAACUUCAUGACAUCAAGCUACGAAAAUACUUUGUAUAAUUGUAUGAAGUACUCCUAUAACCUAAUAAUCUAUUAUAUAUAGUACAUACUAACAUACCAAUAUACCAUUAUAUAACAAAAUACCACUGCAUAUUCAAAACUUGCUUCAUCUUCCUCAUAAUCAACAAAUUAAUAGCUAAUUGUCCCAAAGUAGAAUAAUACAAUACCAAAAAAAUGAUGUCCAUAAGGAUAAGUAGUCUUAUCUUUGUGCUCAUGUUUACUUUGCUUGAAGCUAGAGACUCCAUUUUUAAGCACCAUCACCCUCUUUAUUAUCAUCAAGGGACUUUGGAAGCAAAAUUCUAUCCCCGAUAUGAGACUUUAGAAGCUAAAGGCAUUCAUCAAACCAUAACUCCCAAGGGUAAAAAAGGCAAGGAGGUGAGCAAUGCCAAGAAACAAAAAGUAAAAAGUGUAGGAACAACGAUUGAUAGCAUUCAUAAGCUAAAACCCUAUGACAAUGAAGCUGCUAAUAAUGAGGAUUGGUUUACUUUGAUGCACAAGGACUACUCCGGAAACAGGCGCCGUCGCCCUCCUGUUUAAGUAAAGUUCGCCGAGGCAGUGACGCCUGGGUCGAUCAAGAGCGUAAUGUCACGCUCAAUCGCUCGAGGCUUGCCCCAUGUACUAGGCGCGAUUGUAACUUUGGAUAAUAUUUGUGAGAGAUAAAAAAAUUCCAUAGUUACAACUAAUAUGUAAUAGAGGUACCAUAUCAUUGCUUUUAUGGGGGGUUCAAGAAGCCUCUACAUCGAUCUCCAUCACAAUUAAUGUAUUGAUGCAUUUCUUUUUCUUCUCUGCAAUAUGUUACGUACGACUUUUUUUGGGAUGAUUAUUCGAUUAAUGUUCAUAUGAACAACAGUUGUCUCCAUUUUUUCUCUAACCAACCCUAUAUUGUAGGGGGUGUUU
Molecule: messenger RNA, 1103 nt
Organism: Chenopodium quinoa (quinoa)
Lineage: Eukaryota; Viridiplantae; Streptophyta; Magnoliopsida; Caryophyllales; Amaranthaceae
Exons: 3
Coding region: 381-743 (120 amino acids)
Source: RefSeq, a predicted model, not a curated record